UGUGCAUCUCCCUACUGACCUCUGUUGUUGAUAAGUGACGAAUAUGUUGAUGCGCGAGCAUGGAACGUUGGAAUUGAACCGUAAUGGCUGAUCCGAAGCAAGCUGUCAAAGAAUGUUGCAGAUUAGUACGAUUUUAAACGUCGUUUUGCAAGAUUUACAAUUCAGUUUCUUACGCAAACAAUUAAACAUAAACAAAGAGUCGGAUAACCUUAUUCUUGGGACUUCAUAAUGAAAUUAACGGGCAUCAUAGUGGCGUAGCUCAUACAUGAAGGUGGACGUAUAGUUUGUGACUGUUUGGGACUAAGAGGAUAUAACAUUUUUCUUGGAAAAAUUGAAGCGACAAUACUGGAAAAAUAAUUACUUACGGCCAAAAUGAAUAAUCGAAGACGCACAACAAACUAUACGUACGUUAGCUCGUGCGUAAAAUACAUGAUAUUUCUGCUCAAUUUUGUCUUUUGGCUCUUUGGUGGAUUAUUAAUUGGAGUGGGUCUAUAUGCCUUUGUUGAUAAAUGGCAAGCAACUGGUUCUGUGAGAGUGGAAAAUGUUUAUGAUGUUGUUCUCAACAUUUCUCUUGUGAUGGUAAUUGCUGGAGGAGUUGUAUUUAUUGUCAGCUUUGCUGGAUGUGUUGGAGCACUCCGAGAGAACACUUGUCUUCUUAAAUUUUACUCCCUCUGCUUAUUGGUAUUUUUCCUUCUGGAAAUGGGAGUUGCUAUAGUAGGCUUUGUAUUUCCACAUACGUUGCAGUCACUUUUAGAAGAAUCAUUUACUGACAAAAUCAUUCAAACCUAUCGAGAAGAUCCUGAUCUUCAAAACUUUAUUGAUUUUGGCCAACAAGAGUUCAGGUGCUGUGGGUUGAGCCAAGAGGGUUACAUGGAUUGGGGAAAAAAUGAGUACUUCAACUGUUCUAGCCCUAGUGUAGAACGCUGUGGUGUACCCUUUUCCUGUUGUAUGAAUGCAACGUCCAUUUCUAGUGGUCUGAUCAAUAUAAUGUGCGGAUACAAGGUUCAGAUGUUACCAGUAUCAGAGGCCAGUAAGAAGGUAUGGACAAGUGGCUGUAUAGAAAUUGUACGAAGCUGGGCAGAGCGUAACCUUUAUACUAUAGCUGGAAUUGCGUUGGGUAUUGCUCUGAGUCAACUAUUUGUGAUUUAUUUGGCAAAAACGCUGGAAGGACAAAUUGAGCUGCAGAAGUCGCGCUGGCACUCCUGAGCCUGACCUCAGGCCACCUACCGCUACCAAGUCAAUUCCUCAGUCAGUCGGCAGGUGGCCAGUUGCCAAACACGAGGCCAGGAAGCCGAGACCAGUGUAAACGCUCGAAUGGCACUGCUCGUCCUGUUCGCCAUCUCUCUCUAUGUCCUCUGCAUUCUCUCUCUGAUCAGGCUCAUACUGUACUUCAGGAACUAUUUUCAGUCGUAUCUUCGUAGAGGGUAAUUCGUAUACUUCCACUUAAAUGAAAGAUCACGUAACCGAUUGCCUUAUAUCUGUCGAAAUAUUUUGUUCUUGCGUCACCACUCUGGGUAAAUUAUAAAGAAUCUCCUGGGUACCUAGAUUAAACCCAAUUUUCGUUUUACGUUGCAUUUACAAGAAGUCUUUAUUUUCUCAUCAGUAUUUCUCAAAUUAUUCUACAAUCAUGGCUCUCAAUAGUUAAUGGACUCAGGAUCGAACCCUCUGAAUAGUGAACAUCCCUUCCCUCUUGAUUUACUGUUGAGAGCAGCAAAGAAGGGUCUAACGGACUAGAUGUUCGCUAGCGACAACUGUAGACCGCUUUUCGUCCGUUGGUCAUUUUAUUUGGAAUGGUAUUAGAGAGCAGUUGCUUAAGGAAAAAUAUGUUCACUAUUGAAGGGUACACUAUUGAAUUUAUUCGUAAUGAUUAACUUAAGAAACACAGCUUCCAGUUAAUUGUCUAAUUCGAUGAGGUAUUAUUUUGAAUAUAUCUUUUGUUUUCUACACGAAAAGUAAUAUUUACAAGCGUUUGAAAUAUAGGUCCAACAUAUGAUAAUUAAUAGAGUAUGUUUAACACUAGUAUUAACAAAUUUUGUAUUUUUAAGUAUUUUUUUUUUAUUGCUUAAAUGAAAGCACCCGUACUCAGUGACGCGAGGUGAAAUAUCUUAACACGUCCAAUGCACUAAUCCUAGCCACCUAUUGAAUAUUUUAGGGUUGGCUGUGCCGUUCCUCCCUUAAAAGAACUUAGCCUGCGAAUGCAUUUCGCGUCAGAGAAAUCAACAUCGUGGACUUUAGAUGGAUUCUUACUCAUAAUGAUAUUCAGUUUGCUUCAGAUAUCAUUGAAAUGUGUGUAUCGUAAAAAGAACGCACAUCUUUUAUGUAACAAUUGUAUUAUUUAAUUAGCUUGAGACGGUCAUUAAGCACAAUUAAUGAACUAAUUAUCAUAUAAACCAUCUUAAAAUGAAUUUGCGCUUUAGUUUGGCAUCGCUAUUAGUUCGUCGAGAGACUCGAUAAACGAAGAAACUUCCAGUGCCAAAAUCUGACCAUCGUUAAAUCUCUAGCGAAAUUUCGGUGCAUUUGCUAUUCUUUCUUUUAACAAGAUCUGACAAUAAGAGUGCAUAAACUUAUUAAUUUUUAUUGUUGUAAGUACGACUCUAUGAUCAAUAGUUUGUUAUAAGGUAUUUGAGUCUUUUAAUCUACUUUUUUUUAUUCAAACGGAUAUAACACAUGUGAAACAAAUUGACGUAAACGAGUGAGACACGACCGUUAUCGCAUUGAUUUUCGCAAGUUCUCACUAUAUAAAUUUAAAAAAAGUAUCUCCGUUCUCUGUUCGAACACUCGCAGAAAAAAAAACCGUCGAGAAGAACAACUGGGCUAGAGCACUCAAAUUUAUGAUCGCGCAACGUCAUAAGCGUUUAAUCACACGUAACAUUAUAACGUGCAAAAGUUUCGUUAUGGAAAUCUAAAAAUGUGUAUCCAUUCUUGUUACAAAGAAAAUUAGACCCAAUACCAUAAUAGUUUCCAGAAUUUUACGUGAUAAAAAGCUGUCUAUUAUUUUUAAAGAUUUCGUAACAAACUGACUCAACAUUGGAAUAACAGUGUUCUUAUCUGGUCACUGGUAUUGCAUGUGAUAUCUUAAUGACAGUUCACACUUGAUGAACUAAUCAUUGUCAGGAAUCUCCACCAUAUUAGUUAUUAUUUAUCUCGUGUAUACAUUCGUCCUAAGCCGUUGCUUUAAGUUCGAUGUUCGUGAUCAUAAAGUUUGAAAUUGUAUCAGCUAAUAAGACGGCAACAUUGGGGGACCAUGUGCAUAAGCAACUUGACUUUUCUUCUUCUAAUAAUCAAAACUUAGUACAAUCAUCGUAAAGAAUCGACUUUCGUUCACAUAUGCGAGAUUUAUCAGAACAAAGGACAUGUGAGAGAUACUAUAGUGUUUCGCGACGGUCGUGUCUUACUAUUGACGUGAUAGUAUCGUGUAGAACCUUACCUAGUUUUAAGUACUAUAUAGUGUAAUAUCCUUUUGCCACCACAGUGAAUAAACUACGAAUAAACUAGA
Molecule: messenger RNA, 3496 nt
Organism: Cephus cinctus (wheat stem sawfly)
Lineage: Eukaryota; Metazoa; Arthropoda; Insecta; Hymenoptera; Cephidae
Product: tetraspanin-33
Exons: 5
Coding region: 373-1206 (277 amino acids)
Biological process (GO): protein localization to plasma membrane; protein maturation
Cellular component (GO): membrane
Source: RefSeq, a predicted model, not a curated record